CAAAUGUGUAAUUUGAUCCAUAAAAAGUCAAAUUAGACAAUAAUUUUGGGACAAAAUUUUUUGGGCAAAGUGGACAAUAAUUAUGGGAUGGAGGGAGUAUAAGGUAUUUUGAUUUUAUCCUAGAUUUAAUUUAAGAUAUUUUUUAAUUAAAAAAAACCUUAAAAAUAUAUUUUCACAUUCGCUGUGUUCUCUUAAUUUUUAUGAAAUAUUUUUAAAGGUUUUUAUUUCAAUUAAAAAUAUAUCAUAAAUGAAACUUAUGACGAAAUCAAAAUGCCUUAUAAUAAGGAUUGGGGGAGUAUUAGAUUAAGAAAGCUUGCCAAGUUUGCACUGUAUGCAUUUAUCAAUUUUUAACAUUCGAGAUAAUAACUUUGAAAAUGGAGUCUCCGAUUAUGAAUUUUUAUUUUUUAACUUUUCUUAUAAAUCCAUUUAAAUUUACACGUGAAUACCUCAAAAUUAAUUGACAAUAAAAGAAAUAACAAUGAAAUGAGAUGUACUAUAUGUUAGUCAAUAUGUUUUACAGGUUUCAAUGCAGGACAAAUGUAUUUCACUUAUUUAAUUAUUUUCAUGUUCGAAAGGAUUUUAAUAGUUUUUAUGCUCAAAAUUUAAAACCAUUCAGGCCUCGUAUUUGUAAAAGUGAGUUAUUUUUUUCUAAAAAAAAUAAAAUCAUAUAUUCGGUUAUUGAUUUACUCCCUCGGUUCAUUUUUAAAAACAAAUAAAAAUCAGAUAUUCAUUUAGCUGGAUGUCUAACUUGAUCAACAAAAGUAAUUGAAUAUAGCUAGUAUUUUAAAAUAUCCCCAUUAAUCACAUAGUUAAUUUUUUAGGGUAAUCCAUAGUUAAAGAGUAUUAGAGAGGGUAAAUUUUUUAUUCUAAAAAAUUAUUGGACGCCUUCAUAAGGAAAUUGAAAAAUUCUUAUAGAUUGGAAUUUCAAAAAAGAAAAAAGGUAUAAUAAAGUACAGGAUAUUGUCUUAUAGUAGCAAAAACUUUGUUGGUUAUGAUGUGGAUUUCUACCCUUUAUCAAAAAAAGUAAAAGGAAAUUUAAAAAGAAAAUAAGAAGUUACUGUACUCUGCUAAAAUAUAUUGAUCGUUGAUUAAUUAAUAGAUAACGAAAUUGUAACUACUGUAUAAGUUUAUAUAAGUUUAUAGUGUCGAUUAUUGAAUUCUAGCUCUGUAAUCACUUUCCAACUCCAUUUUCUUAAUUUUUCCUACUCGUAAUGGUGUUAUACUUGCGUACUACCCUUAAAUCUUUGAUAAAUGUGUUAUGUAUUGUAACUUUAAUAAUAUAUUAUCAAUAAUUCUAUGUCAUUCUCUGUUACAAGAUUUUUGUUAAAAAAAUGUAGUUCUAUUUAAUGUUUUUGUACUAAAAUUAAAAUUCAAAUAAGAACGGAAAGAGUAAGUAACAUAAUAUAUGCUAUGUACUUUCCCUUAAUGGUGUUACAUGAUAAUACAGCACACUUAUGACAAUACUUAAUAUUUGUGUAAGUUAAGUUGAUUGAAGUUCCAUUGAUUUAUUUUCAAAGGUUGAAUAGUUAUUAAUAAACCACCCUGCUGAUUAUGGGAAGGCAACAUGAACAAAGAAGAUGUGGCACAGUGGCAGUGCGGCCACUAGUUAGUGACAUGGCAGCUAGCCAGCUGGUAAUGUCCAGCCCAAAACCAUUACGCGACACGCGCCCAAGGUCCAACUCUCCACAUCAUCAUGGCUCAUUAUUUCAGGCUAAAAGAGUAGGUUGGCCACACAAAAAAGUGCACACACACGCACACACACACACACACAAACUCCAUUAACAGACAAGACAUUCGUAGAAUUAAAAUGUCAGUUAAACCCGUAAUGACAGAAACCCCCAACGACCGCGGUUUUCCCACGCAUUUCUUUCUGUCAGAUCUCUUCCUUAAAUUGCCCUUAAUAACCAGUUAGGAUCCUAAGACAGACAACUCUUCCUAAGACUCUUAAGACUGUUCCCAAUACCGUUGUCUCGUUGUUAUUAUUUUCGUUAGUUACUUCAUAUCCUAAUAAUGAGUAACAAUCCUUGGGGUAAGCAAGAAAAUGACCCCGACAACCCAUCACCCUAUAGUUUUUUUAACGUUUGGCAGGGUGAGGGUCAGCCUCAACCCCCAGCCGCCGCCUCUGCCUCCGCUCGCUCACCCAGUGGAUCUAACUCCCGGAGGCACCCUUCCUACCGUGGAAUCCGUUUCAGGAGUGGAAAGUGGGUCUCCGAAAUUCGUGAACCCCGUGGGACUAGCCGCAUUUGGCUAGGUACUUUUUCAUCUCCUGAAAUGGCGGCUGCUGCAUACGACGUCGCCACAUUAGCCCUGAGGGGGCCGGAUGCGGUGCUCAAUUUUCCUCACUUAGCUCCCACGUACCCGGUACCGGCAUCUCUCUCCGCCCAGGACAUUCAGGCGGCCGCCGCAGCUGCUGCUUCUGCUCUAGCACCGCAGCAGCAGCAGCCGGCCUGUCAUCAACCACCCGAUAGCACUCGCGAAAUAACUGCAGGUUCCUCCUCGCAGUUUGUUGACGAGGAGGAGUUGUUUGACAUGCCAAACUUGCUGAGGGACAUGGCCGGGGGAAUGCUUGUUAGCCCCCCGAGAAUGAAGUCUGGCGAUUCUGACGACUCACCAGAUAAGCGGAAAAGGAAGAUGGACGAACCACCAAAACCACGGGAUACCCAUACAAAGAGGAUGAACCGUCGAUCACCAGUUGGAAGGGAUGACUAAACACGCUACAAUGGCAUUGCGGGGGUGCAAAAUUCAUAGGUUUAUUACUUGGGUUGGACUUACAACUCUGCAUAUUAAUUCAAACUUGUUUUAAAGUUCGUUUGUGUCUGUACCAUGAACUCUGUAGUGAUUUAUCUUAAUCCGCAUACAUUACAUGGGACGUCAAUUCAGAAUGGAGGCCCCAUGUAUUUCAAUUAUUUUUCAACCAGUCUUUGCUAAAAUUUCGAGACUUUUAUAACUUUUGAGACAUUGUAAUCGAGUACCAUUUUAUCAUCAAAACUUAAUUUAAUGACUGGGGGGUGGACAAUUGAGGAAAAGUCAAUUGAUGUGACAGCGAUGCUGAUUGCUGAGCUGAGAUAAAGGAUUUUGAUCUUCUGAAUCAAGGGGCAGAUUAAUAGCGAAUCCCCAAAAUUAUGUGGUCCCUAAUUAUUUAUUUCACUGCCAAACAACAAACGGAGAGGAACAAUUUGAGAUCAAAUCAUGAACUCACACAAUAGUUGAAUCGCGUCUAACAUGUGUCCGACCGGUCGCUCAAGCUACAGGCUUACAGCCCAAUUAUUAUUUUUAAUUUUAAAAUAUCUUUCCCGUCAUGAGGGAAUACUGUUAAGGUGUGUUAAGGUGUAUUAUCUGUCUUACAUCGCCACCGUGAAAAGAAGUAACUCAGUAUAUAAGUUCUAAAGGCCACCCAACUCAUUGUCAAUUGGUUUUGAGAUGAGAGACCAAUGUACUUAUAUACUUUGACAUGGAAUCAGAG
Oldenlandia corymbosa var. corymbosa is the source of this 3463-nucleotide messenger RNA. Lineage: Eukaryota; Viridiplantae; Streptophyta; Magnoliopsida; Gentianales; Rubiaceae. The record is from the annotation of a GenBank genome assembly.